AAGGGACCUGGAAACUUUUGGACAUUUUCCCGAGAAACUUUUUUCCGGAUUUUUUUUGGGGGUCUCUUUGUUUUUUCAUUAUUCAACAUCGUCGCCGUGGACCUUUCUUUCUUCCUUUUUUUUUUUGGAAGGGGGGGUGUCCCAUUUUCUGUAGAUUGUUGAAAGUAUGGGAGGCUUCGGCUCUGAAAAUUUAUUACAGAGUAGGUGGGAGUCCUAGAAUUAUCCGGGAGCUGUAAGAGAAGUCAAAAUUUCCUUCGUACAGUAGUAUAAAGAAGUGUUCAGUAUGGAUAUGGUGAUUUGAGCUUCAAGUGAAGGUCGUAUUUUUUUCCUUAGGGAAGUCUAGUAAACAGAAAUGGCUUUUGGGCCGUUGGUGUGGUAUUGUCGCCCUGUGGAAAAUGGAUUUUGGACUAAAGCAGUGGAGAAUGCCUUUGGUGCUUACACACCAUGUGGGGUUGACUCCUUAGUGGUGGCUGUUUCUCAUCUGGUUCUUCUAGGCCUGUGCUUCUAUCGAAUAUGGAGGAUUAAGAAAGAUGUUACAGUUCAACGGUUCUGUUUGAGGUCCAAUCUUUAUAAUUAUGCGUUGGCAUGUUUGGCUGCUUAUUCUGCUGCUGAGCCUCUGUUCAGAUUGAUAAUGGGAUUUUCAGUGCUGAAUUUGGAUGGGCUGCCUGGUCUUGCACCUUUUGAGAUAGUUUCUGUCAUAAUCGAGGCACUUGCUUGGUGUUCUAUGCUGGUUAUGAUUGGUCUGGAGACCAAAGUCUACAUCUAUGAAUUCCGGUGGUUUGUGAGAUUUGGAGUCAUGUAUGCUUUAGUAGGGGAUAUUGUAAUGCUCAAUCUCAUUCUUCCUUUGAAGGACUUUUACAGUAGCUCCGUGCUGUAUUUGUACAUCAGUGAAGUUGGCUGCCAGAUCUUGUUUGGAGUCCUUCUGCUUGUGUAUGUUCCGCGUUUGGAUCCCUAUCCUGGUUACACCCCAUUGCGAACUGAAUCAAUUGAUGAUGCUGCAUAUGAAGAGCUUCCUGCAGGGGAGCAGAUAUGUCCUGAGAGGCACGCCAAUAUAAUUUCAAGAACAUUCUUUGGUUGGAUGAAUCCCCUUAUGCAGCGUGCAUAUCAAAGACCAAUAACAGAGAAGGAUGUGUGGAAGUUAGAUACUUGGGAUAGAACAGAAACACUGAAUGCUAAGUUCCAAGAAUGUUGGGUUAAAGAAUCUCAGAAGCCAAAGCCAUGGCUGUUAAUAGCAUUAAACAGUAGCCUUGGAGGAAGGUUUUGGUGGGGAGGCUUUUGGAAGAUUGGCAAUGAUCUUUCUCAAUUUGUGGGGCCUCUCAUCUUGAAUCAACUUCUACAGUCAAUGCAACAAGGGGACCCUGCUUGGAUUGGAUAUGUGUAUGCCUUCUCGAUAUUUGUUGGAGUGGCUGUAGGGGUGUUGUGCGAAGCUCAGUAUUUCCAGAAUGUCAUGCGAGUUGGUUUUCGGUUAAGAUCAACCUUGGUUGCUGCUGUAUUUCGUAAAUCCUUGAGGCUGACCCAUGAAGCUCGUAAAAAGUUUGCAACAGGGAAAAUAACCAACUUAAUGACAACUGAUGCUGAAGCACUUCAGCAAAUAUGUCAGUCACUUCACACUUUGUGGUCGGCUCCUUUUCGUAUCACUAUUUCCAUGGUUCUUCUAUAUCAACAGUUGGGUGUUGCUUCACUGAUUGGUGCACUGAUGCUGGUUCUCAUGUUUCCUUUACAGACAUAUGUCAUAAGCAGGAUGCAGAAAUUGUCUAAGGAGGGGUUGCAACGUACGGACAAGAGAAUUGGCCUCAUGAAUGAAAUUUUAGCAGCAAUGGACACUGUGAAGUGUUAUGCAUGGGAGAGUAGUUUCCAGUCCAAGGUAGAAAAUGUCCGUACUGAUGAAUUAUCCUGGUUCCGAAAAGCAUCACUACUUGGAGCGUGUAAUGGAUUCAUACUAAACAGCAUUCCAGUUUUUGUGACUGUUAUAUCAUUUGGAAUGUUCACAUUGCUCGGGGGAAAUCUAACACCUGCAAGGGCAUUUACAUCACUUUCUUUGUUUGCCGUGCUUCGCUUUCCUCUUUUCAUGCUUCCUAAUAUUAUAACUCAGGCAGUUAAUGCAAAUGUAUCCUUAAAGCGUCUUGAGGAGCUACUCUUGGCUGAAGAGAGGAUUCUUCUUCCAAAUCCACCUCUUGAUCCUGGGCUACCAGCGGUGUCAAUAAAAAACGGAUAUUUUUCUUGGGAUUCUAAGGCAGAGAAACCCACAUUGUCAGAUAUCAAUUUGGAUGUUUCUGUUGGAAGCUUAGUUGCAAUUGUUGGCAGCACUGGAGAAGGAAAGACAUCACUUGUAUCAGCCAUGCUUGGGGAGCUUCCUUCAGUGGGAGAUUCAAAUGUUGUUAUGAGAGGAACAGUCGCAUAUGUUCCACAAGUUUCAUGGAUUUUUAAUGCAACUGUACGUGAUAACAUCUUAUUUGGAUCGGCCUUUAAUUCUGCAAAAUAUGAAAAAGCAAUAGAUGUGACGGCACUGCGGCAUGACCUUGACUUACUUCCUGGUGGUGAUUUGACUGAGAUUGGUGAAAGGGGUGUUAACAUUAGCGGUGGUCAAAAGCAAAGGGUGUCCAUGGCUAGGGCUGUAUAUUCCGAUUCUGAUGUAUUCGUAUUUGACGACCCACUAAGUGCUCUGGAUGCUCAUGUGGCUCGACAGGUUUUCGACAAAUGCAUUCGGGGAGAAUUAAGAGGGAAAACAAGAAUACUUGUGACAAACCAGCUACAUUUUCUUUCACAGGUUGAUAGAAUAAUACUGGUCCAUGAAGGGACAGUGAAAGAGGAGGGAACAUUUGAUGAACUAUCUAAUAAUGGCAUGCUGUUCCAGAAGUUAAUGGAAAAUGCAGGGAAGAUGGAAGAAUAUGUUGAAGAAAAUGAAGAACAUGAAAUCAAUGAUAAUAAUGCCUCUUCAAAACCUGUUGCCAAUGGGGUGCCCAAUGAUGUGAAAAAUGCAAGUGAUGUGGGUAAAACAAAACAAGGAAAAUCUAUUCUUAUUAAACAGGAAGAACGAGAAACGGGUGUGGUCAGUAUGAAAGUCCUAUCAAGGUAUAAGACUGCUUUAGGAGGUUUAUGGGUGGUUGUUAUUCUCUUUACUUGCUACAUCCUGACUGAGGUUCUACGAAUUUCAAGUAGCACCUGGUUAAGUCAUUGGACCGAUCAAGGGAUUUCUGAUAAUUAUGAUCCUGGCUUCUACAAUCUGAUAUAUGCACUUCUAUCAUUUGGUCAGGUUAUUGUGAUGCUGGGAAAUUCCUAUUGGUUAAUUAUUUCAAGUCUUUAUGCUGCCAGAAGGCUGCAUGAGGCCAUGCUUGAUUCUAUAUUAAGAGCUCCAAUGGUUUUCUUCCACACCAAUCCCCUUGGACGGAUUAUCAAUAGGUUUGCAAAGGAUCUCGGUGACAUUGAUCGGAAUGUUGCUCCUUUUGUGAAUAUGUUUCUGAAUCAAGUUUCACAAUUGCUUUCUACAUUCAUUUUGAUAGGAUUUGUCAGCACUAUGUCCUUGUGGGCCAUAAUGCCACUCUUGGUUUUGUUUUAUGCAGCAUAUCUCUAUUAUCAGAGCAUGGCUCGGGAAGUUAAACGGCUAGACUCCAUAAGUAGAUCCCCUGUUUAUGCACAAUUUGGAGAAGCAUUGAAUGGCCUAUCAACUAUUCGUGCUUACAAAGCUUAUGAUCGGAUGUCAGACAUUAAUGGAAGGUCUGUUGACAACAAUAUUAGGUUCACUUUGGUCAAUAUGAGUGGUAACCGGUGGCUUGCUAUCCGUUUGGAAACAUUGGGAGGCCUCAUGAUAUGGUUUACUGCAACUUUUGCUGUCAUGCAGAACGGGAGGGCAGAAAACCAGCAAGAAUUUGCUUCCACUAUGGGUCUUCUUCUUAGCUAUGCUCUAAACAUUACUAGUUUAUUGACUGGAGUACUGAGACUUGCAAGUCUGGCAGAGAAUAGCUUAAAUGCCGUAGAACGGGUUGGGACAUAUAUAGAUCUGCCAUCUGAGGCUCCAUUAAUUAUAGAGAGUAACCGCCCCCCUCCUGGGUGGCCUUCAUCUGGGUCUAUUAGAUUUGAGGAUGUUGUUCUACGUUACAGGCCUGAACUUCCUCCAGUUUUACAUGGGUUGUCAUUCACAAUAUCGCCAAGUGAGAAAGUAGGAAUUGUUGGAAGAACUGGAGCAGGGAAGUCUAGCAUGCUUAAUGCUUUAUUCCGGAUUGUAGAACUAGAAAGAGGAAGAAUUUUGAUUGAUGACUGGGACAUUGGAAAGUUUGGACUCACAGAUCUACGGAAAGUUCUUGGAAUCAUACCACAGUCACCAGUUCUUUUCUCAGGAACUGUGAGAUUCAACCUUGAUCCCUUUAAUGAACAUAAUGAUGCUGACCUUUGGGAAGCUCUAGAGAGGGCACAUUUAAAGGAUGCAAUUCGGAGGAAUUCUUUUGGGCUGGAUGCUGAGGUAUCCGAGGCUGGUGAGAAUUUCAGUGUAGGACAGAGACAACUAUUAAGUCUUGCUCGAGCAUUGUUGAGAAGGUCGAAGAUAUUGGUUCUUGAUGAAGCAACUGCAGCUGUUGAUGUCAGAACUGAUGCUCUUAUUCAAAAAACUAUUCGAGAAGAAUUUAAAUCGUGUACAAUGCUCAUUAUUGCUCACAGACUAAAUACCAUUAUUGAUUGUGACCGAAUCAUUCUGCUUGAUGCUGGCCGGGUUUUAGAAUAUGACACCCCUGAGGAACUGCUGUCGAGGGAGGAUAGUUCUUUCUCAAAAAUGGUUCAAAGUACAGGAGCUGCUAAUGCUCAAUAUCUACGUAGCCUAGUACGUGAAAGGGAAGAUGUAAAUCGGCUGGGAAGAGAAGAAAGCGUACGGUCAGAUGGACAGAGGAAAUGGUUGGCUUCUUCUCGGUGGACUGCUGCUGCACAAUUUGCCCUUUCUAUGAGUCUCAGUUCAUCACAGAACGAUCUUCAAAGAUUGGAAAUUGAAGAUGAGGACAACAUCCUUAAAAAAACAAAGGAUGCAGUGAUCACUCUGAAGGGAGUUUUGGGAGGGAAACAUGACAAAGCUAUUGAAGAGUCACUGGAUCACUAUCAGGUUUCUAGAGAUGGAUGGUGGUCUGCUCUUUACCGAGUUGUUGAAGGUCUUGCUGUGAUGAGCAGGUUAGCUCGGAACAGGCUUCAAAACUCAGAAUUUGGUUUCGAUGACAAGUCAAUUGACUGGGACAAUGUUGAAAUGUAGGACAAUAGUGUUUUGUUUAAUGACGAAAUUUUUGUAGCUUUGAUGGCUCAGCAAAACUUUUUUAUUCUAUUCUAUGGAUUACUAACGGGAGGUAAUCUCCUACCUUAGCCGUAAACCCUCGCUUCGCUUGUCUAUGUACCUCUGUUUCAUUUACCACGUUGUAUUAACUUACCUUGUCAUCGUUCAGUUUUGAUAUUUUAGCCUCUGAUAAUUCGUUUGUAUGCACUUUUGUUUUGAUUAUCAUAUAGUAUUUGAGCCACAGGUUUAUACCUUU
This is a messenger RNA of Humulus lupulus (European hop), 5501 nucleotides long. RefSeq names its product ABC transporter C family member 2-like. The transcript has 28 exons. NCBI's taxonomy places the organism in Eukaryota, Viridiplantae, Streptophyta, Magnoliopsida, Rosales, Cannabaceae. Gene Ontology annotation, biological process: transmembrane transport. The record is from RefSeq and is a predicted model, not a curated record. Gene Ontology annotation, cellular component: membrane. The coding region runs from base 353 to 5227 and encodes 1624 amino acids. Gene Ontology annotation, molecular function: ATP hydrolysis activity; ABC-type transporter activity; ATP binding.